This is a messenger RNA of Enhydra lutris kenyoni (northern sea otter), 4012 nucleotides long. RefSeq names its product apoptosis antagonizing transcription factor. NCBI's taxonomy places the organism in Eukaryota, Metazoa, Chordata, Mammalia, Carnivora, Mustelidae. The record is from RefSeq and is a predicted model, not a curated record. Gene Ontology annotation, cellular component: nucleus; nucleolus. Gene Ontology annotation, biological process: regulation of transcription by RNA polymerase II. Bases 131 to 1828 code for a protein of 565 amino acids. The transcript has 12 exons.
AGAGCGGGGUUCUGCGCGGUCCCUGGCUGUUCUGGGCGCUAGUCUCCCGGCAACAGGGCCCCGCGGGGAGAAAGCGUCCAGGCCGGGGCCGCACACUGACGAGCGCGGCGCGGAGCGAGACCUGGUGACGAUGGCGGGGCCGCUGGCGCUACAGCUGGAACAGUUGUUGAACCCGCGCCCGCGCGAGGCGGAUCCUGAGGCGGACCCAGAGGAGGCCACUGCUGCCAGAGUGAUUGACAGGUUUGAUGAAGGGGAAGAUGGGGAAAGUGAUUUCCUGGCGGUGGGUAGCAUUAGAAAACUGGCAUCAGCCUCCCUCUUGGACACAGACGAAAGGUAUUCUGGCAGGGCUACUUCUAGAAAAGCUUGGAAGAAGGACCAUUGGGAGGAGACUCUGCCAGAUUCAUCUGACCAGGAGAUACCUGAUGAGGAAGAGUCUGGAGAUGGAGAUUCAGAGGGGCUGGGUCUGGAGGGAUCCGAUGAGGAUGCCAUGAGUGCUGCUGAGGAAGAAGAGUGUGAUGAUGACAGGGACGGUAGUCUGGCCUGGAAGAAGAGCCAAAACCGCACUGGGAAAACACCGGGUUUUAGUGUCCAGAGCAUCAGUGACUUUGAAAAGUUCACCCAGGGAAUGGAUGACCUUGGUAGCAGUGAGGAGGAGGAAGAUGAAGAGGAGGAGGAGAGUGGCAUGGAAGAAGGGGAUGGGGAGGAAGACUCUGCGGGUGAGAGUGAGGAAGACAGAGCUGAAGACAGGAAUAGUGAAGACGACGGUGUCGUGAUGACGUUCUCUGGCGUCAGAGUUUCUGAGGAAGUGGAGAAAGGAAGAGCUGUGAAGAACCAGAUAGCACUGUGGGACCAGCUCUUGGAAGGAAGGAUCAAGCUACAAAAAGCUCUGUUGACCACCAAUCAGCUUCCUCAACCAGAUGUUUUCCCUAUUUUCAAGGACAAAGGUGGCCCAGAAUUUGCCAGCGCACUAAAAAAUAGUCACAAGGCCCUUAAAGCAUUGUUGAGAUCAUUGGCAGAUCUUCAGGAAGAGUUACUUUUCCAGUACCCAGACACUAGAUAUUUAGUAGACGGGACAAAGCCCAAAGCAGAAAGUGAGGAGGAGAUUUCCAGUGAAGAUGAAGAUCUAUUAGAAGAGAAGAAGAAGCAGAGAAGGGCCCCACCAAAGAGGAAGCUGGAAAUGGAGGACUAUCCCAGCUUUAUGGCAAAGCGUUUUGCUGACUUUACAGUCUACAGGAACCGCACACUUCAGAAGUGGCAUGAUAAAACCAAGCUGGCUUCUGGAAAACUGGGGAAGGGUUUUGGUGCCUUUGAACGCUCAAUCUUGACUCAGAUCGAUCAUAUUCUGAUGGACAAAGAAAGAUUACUUCGAAGGACACAGACCAAGCGCUCCAUCUACCGAGUUCUUGGCAAAUCUGAACCGGCAACGCAGCUUCUCCCGGAGAGUUUGCCAGGACAACCAGAGGUCCUUCCUCAAGCCCCUGCCAAUGCCCACCUGAAGGACUUGGAUGGUGAAAUCUUUGAUGACGAUGACUUUUACCACCAGCUCCUUCGAGAACUCAUAGAACGGAAAACCAGCUCCUUGGAUCCCAACGAUCAAGUGGCCAUGGGAAGGCAGUGGCUUGCGAUCCAGAAGUUACGAAGCAAAAUCCACAAGAAAGUAGAUAGGAAAGCCAGCAAAGGAAGGAAACUCCGGUUUCAUGUCCUCAGCAAGCUACUGAGCUUCAUGGCACCUAUUGACCAUACUACAAUGAAUGAUGAUGCCAGGACUGAGUUGUAUCGAUCUCUUUUUGGGCAGCUCCACCCUCUUGACGAAAGCCAAAGGGACUGACCGCACCCGCCACUCUUGCUACAGGCCCGAGGCGGGAACCCGGACACACGGACAGGUGGACACACCGUGCACCGGCUCGCCAGCCCCAAACACGGGAAGCCGUCAGCCCAUGACUUUGGGCUAGCUGGGGAGUCCUGGGCAGGUGGGGGAUUUAGAGCACGUGCCUAAUAAGACCCAGGAAGCCUGGAGUCAAGUGUCCAUGUCCCCCAUGCUUCAGUUUGCUGGGGACCCACGCCCCACGCUCGUUCACCAUCACAAAUAAACCGUGUUGUUACGGCCAUGGCCACGCGCAUGAUGUCUUAGACAGCACGGAGUCAGUCGGCUUGAGAGAUCUGGUAGAGGGACAGGUUUGUGGGGGACGGUUUUCACUUUCUUUCCAGUCACACAGCCUCCUCUCAUGAUACAAAGUUCGUGGAAGCCAGGAUGCCGCUUACUGGGCGGGUCAUGUUUGGCGAUGGCUCAUGGCUCUGAGGAGCAGGGAAUCCCCAGAAACCUAUGAACUGUGCCCAGGAGACUCUGUUACUUGGAGGCAUUCGCCUGUGUGUCACAAAUACAGCUCCCUGACUUCUUUCUCAUUUCCUCCUCUUCCCCCUGUAGAUUUCUUCCACAGUCCUUUUCCAGUCUCACCAUUCCUAAAUCACUUUAUUGAGAUGAGCUCUGGUGUAAAUCCAGCAGGAGGAAAUGAUUCACUUGUUUUUCAUGCAAAGGUCAAAAGCUGGAAAUUAAAUCCCCAUAAGGGGGAUUUAUUGGCCUGCUGUGGUCAGUAUGCAAUGAAGAUUAUCUCGCAUAAGCAAUGUGUGUGUCCAGCGCUCGCUGCUGACCGCCCCUGGCUCCUUUGCCCACAUCUUUACAUGGAGCUGUGGAAUUCGAGAAGAAACGCGCAUUCAGUUGUGGUGCAGAACUAGUCACUAUUGUUAACGUCAGGUUCUGACACUGUUCUGAAAUGUCAGAACCAAGUGACAGAUUUGGGUACCCGGGAGUCCCACGUGUCGUACUGCCUCAGUGUCUGGGGGCCACGUGCCGGGCCUAGAGGCUGGGCUCCAGAUGCAGCAAGUCCCGCGUGUGACCGGCCUCACCCUGUAGUGUGAGCGUCAGAGCAUCUGCUGAGCUCAGGAUGGGCGGGAUGGGGGGGAGGUUUUUCCAUCUCACAUUAAUUGGACCUUGGUAUGUGAUGAUUUGUUUCUCUGGUCUCAGUACUUACCUCUUGGGCUUGACUGUCAGGGAAAUGUUUAAUUUUCAGUGUAUCUCCAGCUACCCAAAAGAUCAAUCAACAGGAAUCGAGUUCCCCCACAUUUACUCCCUUCAAAAUGAUCACUUUUUAAAAUGGAGAACAUCCAAUCCUGUCCACCUAGCCUGAGGAGCCCGAAUCGUGCACAUUAGAGCAGCAGUAAGUAACCUCCUGAUACGGGACUUCCGGUGAGCCUGCCACUAACCUCUGUUUCCUGAAGAGAUCGAAUCUUUGCCACAGUUACUCUUGACCUGAUAAAGAAAAAGAUUUAAACAAGCACUUCAAGAUAUUUGGAGUCCAACGUGUUUAAUUAAAAUGAAUUAAAAUCAGGAGAGAUGAGAAAGGACAGAAUUUUCAGUAAAGAGAGGCUUGCAUUUUAAAAUUCAGAAGACCACCCUCCUUCCAGCCAAGAAUAAAUUGGAAACUAUUUUAAUUGACACGGAUACUGCAAUUCAACUGUUACUAGAAAGACAGAUUAGUUGAUUGAUUUGCAUUUUAAUAAAACUAAUACUUUACAUUUUGGUAGCUAAUGCUGAUUUUCAAAUGAGGUGAGAACUGUUAUCACGAGUUUCCAUCCAGGGCCCUUUUUCAAUGUUGACUGAAGCAUUCCUCCCUUUUGUGUGGAGUUUGCUUAUUUUCUUUUUGCCCAGCUGACUACUGCACACGCAAAGCCUGGGAGCCACCGACCUUGGAGAGCUCCCAGAACGCUCGCAGCGGGGAGGGGGGGCCCGGCGGCGCCCCCCACCCACCAUGGGCUGGGAAGCAGGCAGUGGGCCCCUCCCCUCACGACAGAGGACGGAGGCUGCUUUCUUGCUUUAGAUUAUUUUACACUAACAACUAACUACAGAAAAGUAGAAGGGACAGGUAAGAAGUCCUGGCCAAUAUCCUGUUACCCAGAAAUAUCCUGUUACCGCCUCUCGGUGUUCACAGUUCAGUACUCCAGGGCCGUCUUUCCU